This is a messenger RNA of Dovyalis caffra, 1197 nucleotides long. The record is from the annotation of a GenBank genome assembly. Lineage: Eukaryota; Viridiplantae; Streptophyta; Magnoliopsida; Malpighiales; Salicaceae.
AUGGAUACAACACCCCCUUCUCAUAGAUCAAACCCCAACUCUCAAGCAAAAUCGGCCUCUCGUUUGUCAAGAAUCACAUACUCUAUCGAACCUGAAGCACAGACUCCACAACUAUCUCUAGACCCUAUCACUUCAUCGCCGAAGAAAACUCCAUCAACCCCUUCAGGUCUCCCUCUUCAAGAACUUCUCCUUCUCUCACCAUCUCCUUCAAGAAAAUCAAGAACCCGUCUCGCUGACCGGUAUGAGAUGCCAGAGGAGGGUGUUUUAGAGCAAAAUGGGUCUAGAAGGAGGGGCAAAAGUAGAGGAUCUCAGAAUGGUUCUUUAGGUUGUGCUUCACCGAGGAGUAGUAGAAGGUUAAGGAGGAGGUUGGAGGUGGAGAGUAGGGAAGAGAGGGAUUUGAUUGGUUUGGUAGAUGAGGUUGGCAAAGUGAGGAAAAGAAGACACAGCGGCCGGUCUAAGAAGGAGAAAGAGAAGCUCUCUUUAGUCCCUUCAUUGACUUCUUCAAGUUCUACGCCAAAAGUUGAUGAAGGUGAUGGGAGCAAUUUGGAUAGGAUUGGAAUGGUUGUUUAUGAUCUGAUAAUGUGGAAGGAUGUGGCAAAAUCAAGCCUUUGGUUCGGUCUUGGAUGUCUAUGUUUCCUGUCUUCUUGCUUUGCUAAAGGGAUUAACUUUAGCAUUUUCUCCGCCAUUUCACAACUCGGGCUUCUGUUUCUGGGUGCAUCUUUCUGCUCACAUUCGAUAUGCCAAAGAAACAAUGUUGAAAAGAGACGAAAAUUUAAGCUGACGGAAGAGGACAUUUUGAGAGUGGGUAGAUUGAUACUGCCACCUGCAAAUCUUGCAAUUGCAAAGACAAGAGAGCUUUUCUCAGGAGAGCCAUCCAUGACCCUCAAAGUAAUUCCAUUCUUGCUUGUUGGUGCUGAGUAUGGUCAUCUUGUAACUCUGAGGAGGCUUUUUGCAAUUGGGUUUUUUAGUAGCUUCACCAUACCAAAACUAUAUGCUUCCUAUUCUAGUCAGAUAAACCAGAAAGUUGAGCAAAUGAAAAGCAGAAUGUUGGAAGCAUGGGGAGCUUGUUCUCACAAAAAGAUUGUAGCAGCAUCAGCUGUGACAGCCUUCUGGAAUCUGUCAAGUGUCAAAACCCGGAUUUUUACUGGUAAUUGUCCAGAAUUGCUCAGUUUUGAAUAUUAUGCAGAAACUCAAUAG